This is a messenger RNA of Esox lucius (northern pike), 5119 nucleotides long. It is a transcript of the gene klf5a, whose product is annotated as Kruppel-like factor 5a. Gene Ontology annotation, biological process: regulation of transcription by RNA polymerase II. The transcript has 4 exons. The record is from RefSeq and is a predicted model, not a curated record. Gene Ontology annotation, molecular function: RNA polymerase II cis-regulatory region sequence-specific DNA binding; DNA-binding transcription factor activity, RNA polymerase II-specific. NCBI's taxonomy places the organism in Eukaryota, Metazoa, Chordata, Actinopteri, Esociformes, Esocidae. The coding region runs from base 591 to 2018 and encodes 475 amino acids.
UCAUAUUAAUGUCUGUCCCGGAAAUGCUUCGAAGAAUGCCUUCCAACCAAUCAAAUUCACUGUUUUGCUCCGUCUCCUUUCUGAUUUAGCCUCACUUUUUUAACGUAUACUUUUCAGCUUCAUUUAAUGAUAAAACGAAGACGGAGGACAUGAAACGUAAAGAUGGGAAACGAGUUUGAGUAGGAGGAUUCGUGUACUUGGGUGUAAGCCAAGCCACAUAUGUUUAUAAUUAGGGUACAUUCUUCAACUCAUAACUGGUCAGUGGUCGUAGGCACUGUUACAGUUCUGAAGGUUCUGUAGGCGUUUGCUGUUGCCGUUUUGAAGGUGUAGUGGGCGGAUUUGUCCGUCUAUUUAGGGGGGGUGCGCCACGCCCCUUAUUGAAUAAUACAAAACCGACUGAACGUUUCGGAAAGUGUGGAGUGAAUACCUCAGGCAGACGGAGUAGCUAGCCGGACUACAGUCAGUCGCAGACAGCCUUGAGUACACCGCAACAGUCUCGUCUGCUUUGCGCUGUGUAGUUUAACAUUUCCCUAUUGUAGAUAUAUGAUUAUUAUUGUGGCCGCUUACACCUUGUCAAUUCGAGGGAGUAUAUGGCCGCGACGCUGAUAACGAUGAGCGCCGGAUCUGGACUGGGGCCAGGGCAAGACGAGAUGUUCUACACCCUGCUCAAGCCGAUGCUCUCGGACGGCUUCCAAGCAGAGGAGUCCGCGUUUUUCGGUUUCGACACCAAGAACGCACCGGCGGACCGUAGCGGACAGAACGACUACGCGCAGGAUGGGAAGUGUGAGCUGGACAAGUAUCUGUCCCCCCAGGUCCUGAUGCCCCCGCCCAACCCCCCAGAGCAGACAUCACGGCGGGACAGUGCUUCUGGGGUGGACCAGUUCUUUGGAGAGGACCAGAGCGGGUCUCCAUACAGCAUCAAUAUGAACGUCUACCUGCCUGACCUGGCCUACCUGAGGAUGGGCUUGUGUCGCCCGACACGACACUGCCCCUCCAAUGUGGGGGGGGGGUUGGGCCUGCAGGUCAAAACUGAGCCGUCUUCCUCUUCUCCCUUUGUCCAUCCUCAUCCUCACUGUCCUAGCAGCAGUGGCGGUAGCGUCAGUGUUUCCGCGGGGAUGACCCCUUCAUCACUGCCGGAGUUCACCAGCGUGUUCAGCUCGUCGGGUGACCCCACCUCGUCCUCGUCAGACGCUGUUUACGUGAAGGAGGAGCUGUCCGUGUUCGACCCGCCACAUGACAGCUCUCUCUUCCAGCUGCUGUCCUCCGAUCUGGACCCGGCACUGACGCAUCACCAUCACCACGGCAACCACGCUCGUCACCGCGUUGGGGCGGGGCUGCAGCAGCAUGGGGUUUCCGGUCCGGCGCCCGGCAUGCAGACCUUCCAUGACCUGGCCGUGCAGGCACAGCAACAGCAGACUGUUAAAACGAGCUACUGUAGUGGGCUGCACGGUGUGGCGGGGGGCUACCCCCACACACACUUUCUCCAGCAGGCCCACCACCAGGGCAAGGCGCCCUACCUGCCCCCAUCCCCUCCCAGCUCGGAGCCCGGCUCACCUGAUCGUCAGAAGGAUCUCCUCCAGAACCUCUCCCCUCCCCCCUCCUACGCCGCCACCAUCGCCUCCAAGCUGGGAGUCAGUGCCUUCCCCCGUGGCGUGUCUCAGCCCCCAGCCUCAGGUCUGACUCAGGCCCCAGCCUCAUCCCAGCCCAUGCCGAUCCGUUACAACCGUAGGACCAACCCAGACCUGGAGAAGAGGAGGAUACACCACUGUGACUUCCCAGGAUGUAAGAAGGUUUACACCAAGUCUUCCCACCUGAAAGCCCACCUGAGGACCCACACCGGUGAGAAGCCAUACAGGUGUUCUUGGGAUGGGUGUGACUGGCGUUUCGCCCGCUCUGACGAGUUGACCCGACAUUUCCGGAAACACACGGGGGCCAAGCCCUUCCAGUGCUCAGUGUGCUCCAGGUCCUUCUCGCGGUCUGACCAUCUGGCGCUGCACAUGAAGAGACAUCAGAACUAACGUGCACAAACAGACACUCUGACCAGGCACCAACACACACACACACACACACUUUAACUUGAAUCACAGAGAGAUGAACUCCAACCAUGAAACGCUAAACCUAAACAGCAGUUAUCGACAACAGCUUUUCUGGAAUCUGCCUUAUAGUGCUCUGUUCUAAUCUGGGUGACUAUUGACCUGGGACUGUUGUUGAUCUCUGGAUCUCAUGUUAUAAUAUUCUAACACAGACCCUCUGAAGGGGGAAGACCUACCCCCAUGAUGCAGACUGCUUACCAUCGCCUUCAUCAAACGUCAAUUUCUGGCGUUUUCUACAUGUUAUAGUAACAUUUGUUGACACUCCAGAGGCUGGGCUUUCAUGGACUAGGAAUGACUUUACAGGAUAAGAACUGACACACAUGAAGAGCUACAUCAAAGCUGUCGAGCCAAAGAUCUCAACUCCCACUGAUGGUCAUCUGUACUUGGGGUUCUCAACUGGUUUUGAAUCAGGUUGUCUUUGUCGCCACUCAAUGUUCACAUCGCAUUCUUCGCCAAAACGCAAUCUGGUAAAUUAUAUUUUUAUAUUUUUGCAAUUUGGAAGACUUCAAUGAUUUACAGUAGUGAGGACAUACAUUUGUGUAACUGUUCCCCAUGGGAAUCAAACUCACAACCCUGGCACUGCAUGUACCAUGCUGCACCAACUUAGCCACACUGGGCCAUGUGCUACAUUGGCAGUAAAUAGAGCAGGUUAUUUUAGAGCAAGUUAAUUUAAAUAAUUGUGACAAGCCCAAGUGUUGGAGACCACAAAAUGAGCUACAUAGCACUGCUUUAGCUCUGUAUUACAGGUGUUCUAUGCAGCAUUUUCCAUUUAAAAUGUCCAAUAAUAAGUCUUGAAUAUUAUUAGUUAACGUUAAAAAACAGAACUGACACUAUACCCAGUGUUAUGGUUGCACGUAAAAUUUAGAAGGCCGGGACGUUCGUAGGUGUGUUCUUGUUUAUUUUUAUUGUAUGAGCGCAGAUUUAUGGGAAGGUUUCUCCAGUCUUGGGUCGAGACGAUAAGCUAACAUUAGUUAGCUAAGUUAUGUGUCUGAACAGACACUCCUUGAUUCCAUUUGCUGCUGGAAAACAGUGUUACAACUUGGUGUUCUCUGCAAAAGAUAAAGAAAAGCUAGCAUGCAUUGUGGGUUGUUUGAACAAACCUAAAACAUAAGCGACUAUUGCUCGGAAGAAGCAGUUACAAUGCCCUUUAGCCAGAUUUAGUAUUGUGCAAACUGGCUAAAUGCUGUUAUUAUUGUUCCAGCUAGCGCGAUUAUGGUUUCAAGUUCGCAAGCUAGCCAUCAACGAGUCUCUGAAAUACGGCAAUGCAUCUAACGCAAUAGAUAGCCCAGAUUACGUUUUGAUUAGUUUAGCUGUUUACUUUGUUUAUUCUGUGUUCCAUAGUUAUGGAAAGGACCCAUCAACUUCGACCCGAUCUAAAACAAAUAUCUGUGUUCAUUGCUCCAGCAUCGACAACAGCAGGUUACGCUGCUUCAGACUCAUAGUUCGUAAUGGUGUCAGAUCCUAAUGGAGUUAUAGAACCGAUAUUCAACUCAUUGCCAAUAGGUGGUGUAAACCUGCAUAGGGCCCCUGUAAACACUAUGAUUAAAGGCUUUCUUUUGUUCAGUUAAUAAUUUCGACACAUUCUCUACAUGUUUUGAGUUUGACAAUUUCGACGCACCAGUUGAGAACCAGUCAUUGUACACCAAUUUACUGUAACAAUAAUCUUGUUUAGUCACGUGGUCUAGCUCUAUUACAGUUUCCUGUCAGAAGCACUUACAAACAUAUUAUUAUUGUAUAAUUUUGGAUCUUGGUGUUAGACCAACCUAGUAAGAAGUGGGAAUCAUGAUUGUACAAAGCUAAGGCCAAAUGCUUUUAUUUGUUUAGUUCAGUGUAUGGCUGAGCAGUAGCAGAACUGUUUUUAACCAAUACAGUUUUUAUUUGCACUUAAAAGGGUUUUGACUGGAGGAUGACAACUGCCCGUUUCCCAAAACACAAAUCUCUGGUAUUGCAAUACUAACAGGGUGCCUCCCAAACUGCGCCCUAUUAUCUGUGUAGUGCACUGCAUUGUGUGUGCCACUGCAUAGGUUUUAGGGUGUCCUUUUGGGAUGUAACCCCUUUUGUUUGUACUGCACACAUUUAGGAUUCAUUAGCAUGUUCCAGGAGAUGAACAAUUUGAAGUAUUUAUCGACCACAGAGAGAAAGUGACUGACAGCGGCAGUAUUUAUUAAAAUAAUGUACACGGUUGAUGAUGAGAAAGUGACAGACAGCAGUGUCAUAGUCUAGACCCCUUUACAUGACAUUCAUCCUCCUUCAAUGAUGUGGCAGAUUUGAGCAAGAAGAAACCGUCUAUACUUCUGAGCAGACGCUUGGAGGACAGCAGGGUCUGCAGCCUGGGCCUUCUGCUUGGGGAUGCAUGAGACUACAUUCUUGACUAGUCUUUCCUCUUCACUGGAGUUCUGCAGCCUUUCACGUCUCAUCCUGAAGGCCUCAGGUCUUCGGAGAGAUCUCUGUACACUACCAUCUAGAACACUGCUUAUCAUCUAGACCCUAAGUAGUGGACUAAAAAUGGGAAUGGGGGGGGGGGGUCUUAGAGAUCCCAAAGGGUCUAAUUUAGCAGUUAAACUGUUUACAAGGAUGGUAAUGACCUCUGUGUUGUUGUGUAAUGAUAAUUCCUGACAAUUAACACUAACUCUUCCUUUAUUUAUUAGAUGGUUCUAGAAGAGGAUGAGGGAAUCAGUCUAUGCUCAGAUUAGCCCUUUUUAUUACUUUAACUGAAAUGCCUUAAUGUAAAUACCUACUGUGUAAAUAAUGAUUUUUAUUUUUGGCUUCUGUAAUUUUUUUAAACAAAAGGGCAAAAUGUACAAAAUGCCCUGCAUCCAUUCUGUGUGACUUUUUGUUUUAAAUACUUUGAUGAUUGUAUUGUUUUAUAUUUCUAAUCUGAACCUAUUUUAUAGAUUCCCUUUUGGUAAAAACUAAAGCUAAAAAAAAAAGGAGAUUGUUGUUCUCUUUAAACUAAGUAAAAAAAAAAAAUCCUAAAUGAAUCAAGUUGUAACUUUUUCUAUUUCUGGUCUGAAUUCAAUGUAUUU